AUGUCUCCCAUUGCUUUUGCGAUUUUGUGUUACGUAGCAGUUUUAUCUGCAUCGCCUAUAAAGCCCGAGUCUCAUCACCCUCAUGAAUUUAUUAUUGCAAAAACAGAUUCCAAGGACUUGUCCGGGGAGGGGAAAUACAAAAUAAUUGAGAUUAUCCCAUUCUCCGAGACUGAAAACAAUUCUACAGGAAAUGUAGAAGAAACUACCACCAGUAAUCCAAAAACUAACAAACCAAACUACGAGGAUAACAAAAAUGACCAAGAAAGUUAUUCAGAUCCACAAAAAGAAAGAUAUGCAAGGAUACUUGAAGAAGUAAAAGAAGCAGUGCCUGAAGAACAAAUAUAUAACGAACAAAAUCCCGAGCCAGAGCACGAAAAGCGUCCUCAGAACCCGAAAGAAAAAAUCGAAAUACUACUUAAAACAGCAAAACCUGAAGUUCAGAAAUACGAUGAACAAAACCCUGACCCAACAAGCGAAAAGCAAGAUUCUGAGAAUGACCUGCCAGAAUACCAAAACUUUGAACCUCAAUAUACGCAAGAUGUGCUCACUAGAGUAAUCGAUCACACGCAUAAUGGACCGUCUUACGCGGAAAUCAUCGAGAUCCAACCUGAUUCAGAGACCUUGAAACACUAUAAAAUUGACACGCCACAAACUAGUGAAAAGCAAAACUCGAACACAGAAGAUUCUGGAAAACCCAUUGUUGAACAACAACAAACUGGGGGAAACCAAUUCUCAAUCAGUGACUAUACGGAAAGUAAUAAAUCAGAUGGAGCAAGUAACAUCGAUGGAAUAAAUUUGUUUGAUCGACCAUGCGAUAGAUACCACGCCAACGAGGUUACAGCUAAAGUAAAUGUGUUAGAGCCUGAAGUAAAAAUUAAUAGUGUUAAAGAAUAUAAGAACAAGGAGGAAGGUCAGAAACAAGAACAAGAAGUUUUCACAAGCAAGGAAGAAGUAAAGCCUGUUGACACGUUAGUUAUUCCCGCUCCACCAUCUAUUGACGUGUCCACAACUACGGUUCAGAACCAAAAUUCUUUAGUUUCAGAUAAAUCAAGUUAUAAAUACCAACCUGAAAGUUACAAAUUAGUCAAAAAUAAACCUGAGCUCAAUGAAGGACAGGUUAAUUCAGAUGUCAGUAUAGGUAUUUCGGUACAACCACCAUCAUCUAUUAAGUCUUCAAACAUAAAUGAACAAUGGAGCUUCCAAGACAAUAAUGGACAAGAACCAGUUACAAAUGACCUCAGCACAGUAGAUCAGUAUAAAACUAAAAUCAUAGACAACCCUGUGAAAGAGUCUGACCCGAGUGAAGAAGACACAAGACCCAUCAUAAAGUUGAAUAUUCCUGCACCUCCCUCUAUUGACGGUACUAUUACAUUACCUUCAGGUUAUUCGACAUUGUCAGCUCUUCAAAACGAGGAAAGAAUUCUUAUGGAGAAAAUAAAACAUCUGAAAUUGCACAUUAAGGAUCAAACCGAAAAAACCAUAGAUAAGUCAAGUUACGAUUAUCAUCCUAAGCUGUACGAUAUAGAAGUUGUUGAUAAAAAACCAUCUAUCGACGUAUCAGCUAUCCAUAACUCAGCACAAUGGAGCAAAGUGGAAGAGAAACCAGCAGAAACGCCUAAAGUAGUUAAAAAUGAUAGUGACCUAGGAUAUUACCCUAAAAACGAAGCCGUUAAAAAAGAAUCAGAUGAAACCAUAACACUUAAAAAAGAAAUAAAACCUUUUGUAAAGUUGAAUAUUCCCGCACCGCCGUCUCUUGACAAUACUAUUACAUUACCCUCUGGAUACUCGUCUUUGUCAGAUGUCCAAAAAGAAGAAGGUUUAAUUCAACAAAAGGUAAAACUCGAAAGACUAAACAAACAAGAAGCACCUGAAGCAUCCGUACAAGCCGACAAAUCCGAAAGCCAAAGCCAUCCUGAGAUAUACAAAUUGGUUAAAGGUAAUAUAAAUCCCGUGUUUAAUGCUGAUAAUGUCAAUAAUGAAGCUAGCGUAAAGGAUGUAAAACCUGUCAUAAGCAUAGAUGCUACUUCCUCGCCAUCUGUGGAUUCAUCAGUGGUUCACGAUACGAAUCAAUGGGUUGCUGAAACAGUUUUAGAUGAGAAGCCUUCUGAAGUAAACAGUGAAGAUCUCAAAAAUACAAAAGAUAAUAAACCUGUAGUGAUAUUAAAUAUUCCACCUCCACCGUCUAUUGACAAUAGUAUCACGUUACCUUCAGGAUAUUCAUCAAUAGAAGCACUCCAAAAUGAAGAAAGAAAUAUCCUACGUAGAAUAAAAAAUGUUAGAGUUAUCAAACAAAAGCAACCUGGUCAAGUAAUAGAGUCGUCAAACUUCGGAUAUCAUCCAGAACAAUAUAAGGUUGAGGUUGUGAAGAAAACUCCAGAUGUCAACAUGGAAGACGUGAAGCCUGUCGUGACGGUAAACAUUCCGGCUCCACUGGCAAUUGAUUCAUCAACUCUUUAUGAUAAAAACCAAGUUGUGGAAGAAAAUAAUGGCAAGACGCAAGAACAAACUAAGUACGUUUUACAUCAUAAUAAUGAAGAGAACUAUUCCAAAACCAACACAGAAGAAGUUUACACUGACGAGUCCGUACCCAACCAGGAACCUUCGAAGCCUGUGGUUCCGUUACAUAUUCCGCCUCCACCAUCUAUUGAUGAUGCUAUCGUGUUACCUUCAGGAUAUCCAACACUACCAGCGAUCCGGAACGAAGAAAUUAUUUUACUGCAAAAAGUGAAAGGAAAUAUUCAUCAAGUGCAGAAGCAACCAGUAAAAAUUAAACGAGUCAAACAGUUAAGUACAAUGUUCCUGUACCACCUUCACUUGGUCGUUCAAUAG
Messenger RNA from Pieris napi, 2829 nucleotides. RefSeq lists its product as uncharacterized. The transcript is spliced from 3 exons. The record is from RefSeq and is a predicted model, not a curated record. NCBI's taxonomy places the organism in Eukaryota, Metazoa, Arthropoda, Insecta, Lepidoptera, Pieridae. The coding region runs from base 1 to 2829 and encodes 942 amino acids.